Panicum virgatum (switchgrass) is the source of this 719-nucleotide messenger RNA. RefSeq lists its product as uncharacterized. Bases 94 to 471 code for a protein of 125 amino acids. NCBI's taxonomy places the organism in Eukaryota, Viridiplantae, Streptophyta, Magnoliopsida, Poales, Poaceae. The transcript has a single exon. The record is from RefSeq and is a predicted model, not a curated record.
AGUCGCAGUUGCAGAGAGAGCUGGGAAGCGGUCAAGCAGGCAAGAAUCAGUUGGAGGCUUGGAGAGCUUAGCCGGAUCGUUUUUUUGAGUUGGAUGGCGGGCGGGAGCGCGAGCAAGGUGCGGGAGUGGAUGCGGAAGUUCAUGGCGCCGAGGACGAGGAAGGCGGCCGGGAGCCGCGGCGACGGCGGUAGCAGCGGCGACUGGAUGCGGAAGUGCAUGGCGCCGAGGAAGACGAAGGCGUCCGGGAGCGGCGGCGACGGCGGUAGCAGCGGGUCCGCGCCGUCGUCGCCGGGGCGGAAGCUCCUGGCGGGCGCGGCCCCGUCGGCGCGGCGGUGGAGGAAGCCCCGCCGCGGGAACGCGCUGGCGGCGCUGUUCCGGUGGGCGUCGUACCACCUGCUGUGGCUGGUGGAGUCCGUCGUGGUGGUGGCGCAGCUGGUGUUCUUCUUCGUGCGCUUCGGGUUCAGGGUCUGAAAAAGCUCUGCCUGACUCGCGCCGUGCCGGGAUUUUGGGGGGCGCCGACGGAUCCAGCGAUUCUUUCAUUUUUUUCUUCUGUCUUCUCGUUUGUUUUUCUGCUCGCCAUUUCUCGGUUUCCAUCACCACAAGCUGUAGAUAACUUGUUCUUGUGUUUCGGAGAAUGUGUAAAUUGCUCCUGUAAUUGUCUUCACAAGGGACUACUGUUUUUUUCCCCGAUUCAAUUGAGAAUGUCCUUGCUCAUACUA